Messenger RNA from Mercurialis annua (annual mercury), 1287 nucleotides. RefSeq lists its product as uncharacterized. The transcript has 5 exons. The record is from RefSeq and is a predicted model, not a curated record. NCBI's taxonomy places the organism in Eukaryota, Viridiplantae, Streptophyta, Magnoliopsida, Malpighiales, Euphorbiaceae. Bases 1 to 1287 code for a protein of 428 amino acids.
AUGAAUCUUACUACUAACACAAUCAACAACCUUGGCAAUUAUGAACAAAUGUCAACAACGAAUUCCCAAUCAAUGAAGUUACAAAUGCAAUCGUCUAAUAUCAUCAACCAAAAGCGAUGCAAACAAAUGACGAAUGCAAUUAUAAUGACAUAUCCCGAUGACAAUGAGACUACUAAUGAUAUGGCAUUAUGUCAAACAAUCUCGAGCUUACCAUCAUCUACGGGAAAUGCAACACAUUGGUUAAUCAAAAUUAGCAAAUCAUGGCACUAUGUUCAUAAGCAUCAAGUAAGGGCAUCAUUCCUCACAAGGGAUCACUCUAACACUCAAGUGUUUCGGGUGCGAAAGGAGAGGCUGUUGCACUCUGGACCAAUCUCCCGGUCUAUGCGGGAGAUCUUUAGAAAGUGCUGGUUCGAGAAUGGGCGAGCCUGGAGGUUUCUGACUGCAGAGCAGACAGAUUUCUAUUGGGAGGAAUUUAAGAAGGAAUACUGGUGGGAUACGGCGGAUUACAGCGACGACGUCAUCAAAAGUGUAUUCAUGGCGCAUGCUGCAAACCGAUAUAAGGACGUUAUUCAUAGGAUGAGAGAGAAGGACGAAAAACAUACCUCGAUCAGCCAAGUUAUCUGGGAUUCCUGGAAGGCCGUCUGGGCGUCAGAAGAUAAGAAGAAGAAGUCCGAUGUAGCUCGCGCUAAUAGGAUGAGCGAGCCUGCUGGAGCUGGUUCCGGACCAGUACGCCAUACAGGGGGAUCCCGUUCCGCCAUCCGACAUAUGGAUGUGUUGGCUGAAGAGCUCGGCCGCAAGCCUACCGCAACGGAGCUGUAUACUCGGAUGCACUCCACGAAAGCUGAUAAGGGUGUCAUGGUAGACAAGAGGGCCCAGAACAUGAGUGAUGCAAUUGCUCAGAGACUUGCUGCUGCAUCGCAGCCGCCGACCGAUGGGGGUUCUUCUAGCACAGCAGAAGUCGACGAGACCCAGCUGUUUCUGGAUAUCGAGGGCGUUAACAAGAAGCGUCGUGUUUACGGGUUGGGUUCAGCGACUAGUGCGUACGUGGAUACGACGACGUCUAGUAGGGCGAGGACCAGGUCCACACAGUCACAGCGAACUGAGGAGGAGAUCGAGCGGCGUGUGCGGGCGGGGAUCCAGGACGGACUGCGCCAGAUUACCACUGAGGUGGAGGAUCUCCGUGCGCAGCAGGCGAGAGCCAAUGAGAGGAUGGCCGAGAUUAUUCAGGCUGAGAUGGCAAAGAUGAUGCAGACUCUUCCUCCGCAGUAUCGCCCACCUCCACCCUAA